UAGCCUUCUUGCUUUCCUUCUUCCGAGUCACAGAAACGAGAAGAUUCUCGGCGUGUGCCGAAAAUUCAGGAAUGCGCUCGGCCGAGUGGGAAGAGUGGUUUUAGGAGGGUGCGUCAGCGAGAAAUGUCGCAUCUGUUCCGGGACAAGGGAAGACCAAGUGCAGACCGCUUUGACCCGCGCAGCAGCGACGAGAUCCUGCAGUCCAUGAGGGAUGAACUCGCCCGCGACAAGAGGAUGUUUUUCGAGCCCCCUUCUUCAUCUUGGACCGACUCUUCCGUGAACCCUUCGCCCUUUUCCAGAGGAUUCCCGUUUGACUCUGACCGCGGAGCGCGCAGCAGCCGCCUGCAGAAGCACUUGGACGAGAUCGCCGCGAGACACCCCGAGUUCGCCGAGCACCUCCGCCCCUCCGACAUGGCCUCCGCCAAGGGUCAACGCACCCGCCAGCCCUCGGGCGGCAGCUCCGGCGUCUUCUCCGAGGACGACGUCGCCUCCGACUCGCACAGCCAGACGAGCGACGAAACGCCGAAGCAGCCGGAAGCGGCUCGCAAACUGCCGCAGUACGGACUGAGAAACACUGUUGACCUCGGCGGCGCCGCCCAGCAACUGGCAGACAAGGAGAGAAACCAAAGGUCGUGGUCGGCGCCCCCGGAAAGCCGAACCACCGAGGAACAGCCCAAGAGAUUUGUAUCUCGAAUCGAGAUCCAGCCUUCGACGCCCAGAGGCCCAGCAGAGCCCCCUGCCCCCGCGGGCAACCCCUCUUCGAACCCAGGCAAACCCCCGGUGCCCCCGAAACCCAAGGGCGGAGAGCGCGUCAUCCCCAUUUUCGUGGAAGGGCGCAGCGAGCCGCUGGUGCCCAAGGACGUGCCGCCGCACGACCGCCCCCAGCAGCCGCCUCCGCAGCCGCCCCCGCAGCAGCCCUUCCCGGAGCGCCGCGCGGACUUUGACGACUUCACCGACUUUGCGCAGUUUCCGAGCCGCGCCUUCGGGGACAGCGCGUUCGCCGACCGCUUCGCCAGGCCCCCCGACUUCCCCGCCAGGCACCAGCGCCACUUCGGCGAACCCUUCUGGGCCCACCGCCCGGGAGCCCAGCAGGGGGCCCAGCAGCCGCCCCCGUCGCCCCCGCAGAAGCGCCCCAUGGCCGCCCAGUCGCCGCCCACCAAGCGCACCCCCGAGAAGGCCCCGCCGGCCAACGACCCCCUCUCCAAGGUGGCCGUCGUGCAGAAGGACGUCGACGACCUCAUGCAGCAAAUUGAGCAAUUCUCGGGCGAGUCGAAGAGCGACAAGCAGUAUCUGUUCCUGGACGAGAUGCUGACGCGCAACCUGAUCAAGCUGGACGACAUCGAGACGGACGGCAAGGAGGAGAUCCGCAAGGUGCGCAAGGAGGCGAUCCGCAGCAUCCAGCGCGCCAUCAGCCUCCUCGAGUCGCGAGUGCGCGGCAAGACUGAAGAGCAGAGCGCUGGUGGCGCCGAGCAGACUGACAUGCACGUGGACAACGACGAGUGCCCCGCGCCGCAACAAUCGAGUGACGCGCCCGCCCAGUGACUCUUAUCUAUUUUAAUCCCCUCUUAAUUAAUUAAUCGCUAUUUAUUGAACACGGAGCAAUAGUUUUUGUACUCAUGAUUUCGUUGUGCCACCUACUUAGCGUUCUGCCUGCUGAUGAUUUUUGUUUUACUAUACGGGUAGCUCUGCCUUACGAACACAAGAUAACUGCCUUGCAAAUAAAGUUCAGAGUUGUGUGCCUUUUGCAGCACACACCGGCAAUUAUAAAGGAUCAAAAAAUGA
Molecule: messenger RNA, 1782 nt
Organism: Neocloeon triangulifer
Lineage: Eukaryota; Metazoa; Arthropoda; Insecta; Ephemeroptera; Baetidae
Gene: stv
Product: BAG domain-containing protein Samui
Exons: 5
Coding region: 124-1542 (472 amino acids)
Biological process (GO): protein stabilization
Cellular component (GO): nucleus; cytoplasm; cytosol
Molecular function (GO): adenyl-nucleotide exchange factor activity; protein-folding chaperone binding
Source: RefSeq, a predicted model, not a curated record